Suillus clintonianus is the source of this 351-nucleotide messenger RNA. RefSeq lists its product as uncharacterized. The transcript is spliced from 2 exons. The annotation marks the transcript as partial. NCBI's taxonomy places the organism in Eukaryota, Fungi, Basidiomycota, Agaricomycetes, Boletales, Suillaceae. The record is from RefSeq and is a predicted model, not a curated record.
UAUCCGUUUAGCAGCCGAAGAGAUUGGCAAGUUGCAGCAUGGCUGCUACGUUCAGGCCUGAGCAUGGGCAAGAUUGACUCUUUUCUAUCGCUUGAAAUGAUCAAGGAUUUACCCUUGUCGUUUCACUCUGCCAAAGAAUUACGCGGUAGAGCUGAGAUGCUCCCCAGCGGUCCGCGCUGGAAGUCUCAAGUAAUUCGUACAUCGCAUCCUACGAAAUCGCCUGUAAUUCUGUACUGGCGCGACCCUAUUGAAUGUAUCGCCAGCAUCUUCAACCACCCGCUAUUUCAAAAUCAUAUCGACUUCACACCUCACAAGAUUUACUCUACUGCAGAGAGGUUGUGUCGCAUAUAU